UUACUUGACUGCUCGACGAUUCCAAUGGUGCUGUUACUUUCAUGGCUAUUUCUCUCAGUUCGAUACUUAAUUUCACAUAUCAUAGGUGUAUGUAUUUGUUUGAUAGGCAUCGCUUGUCUUAUCUGGGCCGAUAUCCUAGACGGCAAAGGAACUAUAGGAGGUAACAAUCGUCUGGUGGGCGACAUGCUCUGCUUGGGUGGCUCGUUGCUGUACUCGAUCGCCAACGUUUCCGAGGAGUUCCUCGUCAAACAGCACAGUCGCGUCGAAUACUUGGGCAUGGUGGGCUUGUUCGGCUCGCUCAUUUCCGGCGUUCAGCUGUCAGUCAUUCUACUGCUUACUUGUUUAGCGAUUCUGGAGCACAAGAACUUGGCGCAACUGGACUGGAAUGCAAUGACGAUCAGCUGUUUAAUUUUGUUCGCCAUAUCGAUGUUCGCCUUCUACUCGCUUGUUACUGUUGUGCUUGAGAAGACAUCGGCUUUAAUGUUCAAUCUGUCCAUACUCACUGCCGAUUUCUAUUCACUUUUAUUUGGACUCUUUCUGUUCAUGGACACGAUCUCUCCAAUCAGAAUGGUUGAGACACCGACUUCUAUAGCAAUGUAUAUCGGUCAAACGGAACCUCACGAUUGUCCGAUUCACGGUCGGACGACCAUCCCCACAACGUUGCCCAACGGAACACGCUACUCAGAGACCAGGCACUGA
This is a messenger RNA of Angiostrongylus costaricensis, 699 nucleotides long. NCBI's taxonomy places the organism in Eukaryota, Metazoa, Nematoda, Chromadorea, Rhabditida, Metastrongylidae. The record is from the annotation of a GenBank genome assembly.